Stylonychia lemnae is the source of this 4404-nucleotide messenger RNA. NCBI's taxonomy places the organism in Eukaryota, Ciliophora, Spirotrichea, Sporadotrichida, Oxytrichidae. The record is from the annotation of a GenBank genome assembly.
AUGGAUGUUUUUAACUUUCAAACUCUAAAAUAAACAUCAAAUCAAUUCUACCCCUAAUAAGAUAGAUCGAAUUCAAAGAGUAGGCUAACUAACAACUACAACUCUAGAACUAGUAAAAAUAACAGUAUCGAUUAAAAUAUAAGCAUAAAUGGAAUGUCAACUUAGCAAUUUUAGUAGAGAAGACCCUCGCAAAAUGCACUUAACAAAUUUACUACAACGUAGAGACUGCCUUCUACAUCAAAUCUUGUAAAAAACUAGAAUCAUUUCGGUGAUAUUGUAAUUAGAAAUUUUCAACAAAAAAACGAACAGUCAUUUUACUCAAACCAUAAUUAAUAAGAUAAAUCUGUUUAUUCUCCAGAUACAUCAGCCACAUAUUCAAAAACUUUGCAGGUUAACUCGAAUAUAUAUUUGUAAAACGAUAUGGUUUAGCAAAUCUAAAGAUAUGAAGAAUAACUGAAAUUUUUAGACAAUUAUAGGAUAAUUUGUGAAAAAAGAAUUCUUGAUCUCUAGCCAUCUCAUCCGUUGCCAGUUCUACCAUCUCAUAUUGGUCAAAGUAAUAGUAGAGAUGAGGAAUUUACACUCGGAGGUAAUCAAACACCAUGUUAGUUUGAUGCUUUAUCAAUAAUUCAGUCUAAAAGAGACUCCUUGAACUAGCAGGAAAUUGAGAGACUUAGAGUUUAAGUUGAUGAUUUACUAUCUGAAAAACAAUAAAUGGUGGAUGCUCUAAAUAAGGAAACACUGAUGAAUGAACAACAAAAGGCAUAAAUACAAAUACUGAAAAAUUCUCUUGAUGAGAGAUUAACGAAUCAGAAUCUUGAUGAGUUUCUGGUAAAAUCAUAAAAUAACUUAAUGAGAGGUAUGGGGCCAUCAGACUCCUAUAUUUUAAUCUAAGAAAUGAAAAAUGAAAUAGAUACUAAGUCAAGUUCAAUGAUUGAACUUAUUUAAAAGAAUGAAUAACUAGAAUAGUAAUAUAAGCAGGUCACUGAAGUAUAUUACGAUUAUAAGUCACUUCUUGAAAAGAAAACCCUAUAACUUGCUUAACUUGAGAAAGAUCAUUCUAUACUAAGCUAAAAUUAUUAAAAAGUCAAGUAAGAUUUUGAUCAAGCUGAGAAAGAUAAGGAUUAACUUUUGGAUUGUAUAGAGGAAAAUUCUCUUUAAUUCAAAAGCUUUAAUGGAUUGAUUGAGUCUGAAAGAGAAAAAGUAGAAGAAAUAACUUAGCAAAAGUAAAUGUACAAGCAUCUUUAUCAAGAAGCUUAAGAUAAUUUAAACUUGGAGGCAGUUUAAACGGAGAAGUUCAAGAUGGAAAAAGAUGCACUUUCAAAAAAAGUUAGUGAAUUGGAAGGAAAACUAAAAGAAAUGAAAUUAGAUCUAAAAGGAAAUAUUGAAAUUAUUUCAAAGCAAACUGGAUUGAUAAAUGAAUCUAAUAGUAUAAUUGAGGAACUUAACAAGCAAAUCUAAAAUUAAUAAGAUUUGCUUCAAAAUAAGCAAAACGAAAUUAAAGAUAACUUUGACAAAAGUAUGGAAGAAUUAUAGCAGCAACUUUAGUAAUUCAAAGAAAGCAAUGAUCAAAUUUCAAAUGAAUUAGAAAGUCAUUAUCAAUAAGAAUUAGACUCUAUGUAAUAAAACCUUGAGACAGAGAAAAAGAGAUAUGAUGAAACGAGACAAAAGUAGACAUAGUUCAUUGAGAAACAAGCUUAAGAUCUAAUAGCUUUUGAAGAAUAAGUCAAAGAAUUGAAUAAUGAAAAUAUGUAAAUGUAAAAGUAAAACAAUGAACUCAAUGAAUAUAUUGAAAUUCUCAAUUAAGAAGUUUAGAGAUUAAAGUCUAGUGAGGAAUCCCUUAAUUCUAAAUUUGAGAUUGUAAAAUAAGAGAUUUUAGAGAAAGAAUAAUAAUUCAAUGCGCAAAAAAAUUGUUUUGAUGAAGGAAAAGCUAAUUUAGCUCAAUCUAUCAAUGAAAAUUAGAAACUUACUUAAGUUUAAGCGACACUCACUGAAGAAAUUAGGAUAUAUGUGGAGGAAAAUAAGAAAAUUUAAUAGGAUAAUGAGAGAUUGAUUUAAAAAAUAUAGGAUUAAGAUUAGGAUGUGGAAAAUUUAAGGUCUUUAGUUCGAAGAGAAUAAUUAGAAAAUAAAGAUCUUAAAGAAGAAAUUGAAUAGCAAAAAUCUAAAACUUAUGAAAUUGAGUUAUUAUUAAAAGAAGCUCAAAGAAAAUUUGAGUAGAUAUAAAGAGAAUAUGAAAUAGUAUAAAACUAAAAUUCUCUAUUAGUCAGUGAAAAAUAGAUAUAUGACAAAUUGAUACAAGACUUAAAAGAAUACGAGCUGAGGGAAGCUUAAAAUGAGGAGAGCUUGAAGCAGGCUUCUGAAAAGAUUGAAAUGCUAAACUCCACAAUAGAGGAGUUGAAAGUUUAGAUAAUUGAGAAAUCAUAAGAAUUAUCUCAAGCUAAAGAUGAUAAUAGACAAUAAUAUGAUUAGUUCAUUGACAUUAAGCAGCAACUUAUGGACACCAAAACUUUAAAUGAGUCUGUUACCCAAGAGAAAAAAACUGUAGAUUAAUAACUUUGUGAUAUAUCAAGAAAACUCUAUGAACUUAUCAAUCAAAUGUAGGAUUAAGAUAAUAAAUACGAAUAAGUAAUGGAUCAAUUAAAUAAAUCUCACCAGCAGAUCUCACAGUUAAACUCAAUUUAAGAGCAUAGUUAAAGAGAAAAAGAAUAAAUUUUAGCAUAAUACCAAGUCAUGAAGUAAUAGGUUCAAGAAUUCACAAAUAGUUCCUAGCAAUGGUCAUUUAAAUCAGAUAAUCUGAAUUCAAGUAUGCAGAAAAUAAUUAUAGUCCUAAAGUAGUUCUUUGACUCAAUGGUCUAAAAUAAGGAUUUAAUUGAAGAUCUAAUCACUGAGGAACUGUUUAAUGAUAUAAAAGGCUUAUAUGACUAAUUUAAAAGCAUUGAAUUCAUUGAGAAUAUUGAUUAAUCUAUCAGUAUCUCAUCGAAAUUGGUUGAGAUCUUAAACCUCGUGAAAAUAAUUUAGGAAAAAGUGAUAUAGGAGAAUUAGUAAAGUAAGCAAGACCUGAGAGUAAUGGAUGACUCAAUAUAACAGCUAGAGCAGAGAUUAAGUUCUAUAUAUGCUAAUGAUGUUUAUUAACAAGAGAAAUAGUAAUAAUUAAGCACUGAGAUUGAAUAGCUUAAGGAAACUAGACAGAAGGAUCAAUAGGAAAAUGAAAAUCUAAAAAGAAAUUUAGACCAUAAAUCAAAUCUAAUUGACUAGCUCCAUAGGUAACUUAAUGAGUUAAAAAAUCAAAAGAUUAAUCUAUCUGACAGUGAUGCAGAAUUCAAAGAGCAGUAGAUUAAAUUGCUAAACAAAGAAAUAAAAGAUUAUGAAGAAUUCAUUUAAUUAGUAUACCAAAACACAUUCAAAGGUGACCAAUACAUCCAAGAAGAGUUGCAGCUAAUUCUCAAUAUUCUUAGAGAUAGAUACAAUGAGGAAAAUCUAAAACUCAAGUAUGAAGUUGAAAUCUUAAACUAUGAGAAUGAACUUUAAUCACUUUUGCAAUCUAAUAGCAAAGUAGACCAAGUGUCCCAUGCAUAGAGAAUCAAAAAUGAAUUAGUAGAGAUAGAAAGAAGAAUUGAAUUGCAAGAUAGAAAAGUUAUUGAACUAGCUCAACGUGAAAACCAAUUGAAAAAUUAACUUUUAUUUGACUUGGAAUCCUCAAUUAAAAAUAAAAGUAUGUCUCAAGACAAUGAUCAAACUGUAGUCUCACUUUUUAAAGAAACUUAGAGCCUGUAAAAUGAACUUUAAAAUAAGAAUAAGAUGAUAAUCGAAUUGCAAAAUCAGAUAAUUCUUUCUAGAUCAGCAAACAGUCCAUUCUAAGGAGAUUAUUUAUCAUCAAAUCAUAGUUAAAGCUAGAUAGAGGAUAACCUUAAAUCAGCUUCAAGCAGAUCUCCAUUUAGCGUGAAGUAAAAUUCAUUUAACUACUAAAUGGCAGAAGCUAAAGCUUUAAUUGAAAAAGCUGGUCUGAGUAUGACUGAAAAUGAAAAACCCAAAAAGAGAUUAAACAUCUUAAACCUAAGACAUGUUGAAAAUUAUAACAAAGACACUAAGAAAUAUGAAAACAAUGAGAACUUUAACUAAUCAUAGUCAAACCCUUAACUAUAGAGUAUUGCGAAUCUGAAGAAAAAAUCGCAACUUGAAAAUUUCAACCUUAAUUUGUCUAACAACUAGUAAAAUAAGUCAUAAACAUAGUGUAAAAUUAAUAUGAGAGAAUUGAUAUCCCCAGAAGGAUCGUCGGCUAAUCUUUUGCAAUACUUAAAGAAAAACAAUCCAUACAGUAAAGAUAGCAAGGAAAACAUUGAUAGACUACAAACUCAAAGUGAUGCUAGCUUGAAAACUGAAGCCAAUAGAUAUUCAAGACAUCUUUGA